This is a messenger RNA of Paramecium primaurelia, 1524 nucleotides long. The record is from the annotation of a GenBank genome assembly. NCBI's taxonomy places the organism in Eukaryota, Ciliophora, Oligohymenophorea, Peniculida, Parameciidae.
AUGAUUCUCAUUUUAUAUUACUUUUUUAUAACUGCAUUAGGAAUAUAAACGAUAAAUAUCAAUUAGGAUUACUUGGAAAAUGGAGAAUUAUUUGAAUUGGAAGAUUCUGAUUAUUAUGUAAUACAAGAAGUAGGAAAUGGAACUAUGUUCUUUUAAGUUAGUUCAGUUGACACUUAAAAAUAUCUUUAAAUAGAGUAAUUUUAUGUUCGAUUAAAGAUUAAUAUUUUUAGCUCCUGGAGAUGGUGAAGUCAAUUUGUCUUUUACAAUUAGUAAAAACAGUCUUCCUUCUAUGAAAGACAACAAAACUAUAUCAGCAACAUAUGCUGAUGUCAAUGGUUACUAUCUUCGCAAGAGUUAUCAAAAUAUAGUGAUACCAGCUAAUUCAUUUAGAUCAGGUGAUAAAUUUUAUAUAACUAAUUUAAAAAGAGAAGAAGAAACAACUUAUUAAUAUAAUAUUAGAAUAAAGAAGACUGAUAGUACUCCGUGUCCUAAUGAUUGCACUUCUGUUUCUUUAGGAUAUUGUAAUAUAGGUACUUGUGCAUGCGAACCAAAUAGAGUUGAUUUGGAUUGUUCAAGAAAGGCAACUCCUAUUAUGAUAGAUAAAAAAUUAGAAAACCUCACAAUAUCUGGAACAGAGUAUUUUUAUUUUGAAUAAACAAAACAAUUAGAUACAAUUUUGUUAGAUGUAGGAAUUUCGAAUAUACUUAUUUCAGAGUAUUCUUAAAUCUUUGUAUAUUUUAUGUUUGAAAACUUCAAAUAUGGGGUACCCACUCCAUAUUAUAAUAAUUAUUCUUUCUCAUUUUCUCCAGAUUCUAAAACAAAAUCCCUUAUUAUUGAUGUCUCUGGAUUAAAUUAUAAUUCAGAUUUAUAUAGGUUUUAUAUUAUAAUAACUUUAGGUUUGAUCGUCUAUUAUUAACAAUUGUAGUUCCUGAUACAUGCUAGUUUUAUUUUAAUAUCAGUGUUCCAUCCGAGGAUUCAGAAGUGAAUACAAAUUUAAUGCUUAUUUAUUUUUUGGUUUCUUUAGCUGUAGUUUUAGUGCUAACUUGGAUUAUAGUUACUUUAAUAAGAUAUAGAUAAAGAAAUAGAGUGUAAAAUGAAAUUCAAUAAAAUUAAAUAUAAUUAUCAUAAUAAAGAAGAGGUCAAAAAAAUGGCAUAAGUGUUUAAUAGCUUGAUUAUUAUAUGAAAAAGAUUUUAUGGAAAAAUUUAGAGAGACAUCCAAAGAUUUAAGAAAAGAAAAUAGAUACUAUAUAAUUUGAAUCUUGUACUGUUUGUUUAAUUGAAUAUGAUAAAGAAUCAAUUUGUAGAGUGACUCCUUGUGUUCAUGUAUUUCAUGCUGAUUGUUUGCAAGCAUGGAUGGUGGAAAAGAAACAUGAAACUUGCCCUAUGUGUCGAGAAGAAUUGAAUGAGUAAUCAUUAGAAAAAUUUGCAGAAAUAGAAAAAUCUAAUAAUUAAGAAAAUUAAGUAUUAAAAAAAGUGGAUAAAACUAUAUAAAAUGGUUUAAUUGUUAUCUAGUAGAGACCAUGA